AUGCCGCCCAAGUCUCGCCGUAUCAGCGGUAGCGAGCCUAACGGCAACCAGGCAAACGGCGUAGAACCUUCAGACACGACCAAGGCCGAGGACGAUGUACCAGCCUGUCAGUCAUGCCGCAAGAAAAAGGCACGAUGCGAUCGCGCUCAGCCAUGCUCCCAAUGCAUCCGUUUUAAGGUCACUUGUGUUUACGACGACAGGAGAAUGAAGCCCGGCCUCCGCGCUGGCGCGGUCGACCAACUCUAUCGUCGCAUCGAAACCCUCGAAAACAUGUUUCUUGGACAGGAGAUGCUGUGGCAACAAGUAUGGCAGGCGCUUCAUCCGAAUUCAUCUCUGCCAGAGCCGAUUAAGAACCCGACCGGCGACACGGGCUUGGAACAGCGACGAGAACAAUUGAAAGUCUCUUUACUCGAUCCAGUGCCUUCCAUGGGGCGUGCGAACGGACCAGGGGCCCACGAUGAUGGUGACGAAGAUAUGGAGGCAACUUCUCGCUCAGCAAAACGCCGAAGGCUAAACGAGAAUGUCUUCUCGACUCCUUCAAUUGACAUUGACGAUGACCUGACUGUCAUUUUGCCGCUCGAAGUCAUGACUGAGUUGGUCGAUUUUUACUACGUCAACAUCCACCCCUGGAUCCCAGUCCUACACGUGGCCAAGUUUCGCGAACGCAUGCGAUCGCCAGAACAUCGCCCACGGGUCACUUGUAUUCUCCAUGCAAUUAUAGCCGUCUGCGCCCGGUUUUCGCAGAGUGAAUUUCUAAAGGACGAGGAUUUCAAAACACGAAUCGCAGAAAAGAGUCGACAGAAAGUCAUUUUGGACAGCACGGAGUCCUUCUCCGUCGAGAACUUGCAGGCCCUUGUCAUUAUUGCCUUUGAAACUGUGGAUCGGCCGAGGUCGCGGACCUUCAUCAUGGUCGAUUGUCGGAAGUAUGGUGGGCACGGUAGAACAACUGCAAUUGGGGGUCGAGGAGGAUGCACUUUAUCGAGGGACAAACCCGGGGAGACCCUGAUUCGGCGAAUGGUCUUCCUGAGCCCCUCAAAUUCGUGGAGCGAGGCAGAGGAACGCAGGAGGGUAUUCUGGACGGUCUUUCUGAUGGACAGAUUUUGCAGUGUCUCCACGGGCUGGAAGAUCAGCCUGACAAGUGCCGAUGUGAAGCGCCGGUUACCAUGUGAAGGUGCUCUCUGGGAAAGAGAACAAGCAGUCGAAGCGCCAUACUUUGGAAUCUCAGAUUCAAGGGACAAUGCCUCGAGUAGCUCUGUUCUCAAUGGGAAUAGAGCUUCCUCGAAUCCCGAGGAUCAAGACGCCAUCGGCGGCUUUGCAUACAAUAUUGAAGCCACUGAGUCACUUGCUUUGGUGACCAACUUUUUCCUUCACCACGCCUUCAUCGUCAGUGAUGCUGAAAAGGCGCAAAUGUGGCUUAUGAAAUUUAAAGAAUUGGAUUUGCGACUGAUCCAAUGGAAGCUGUAUUUACCCUCGAAGUGGCGGGAGGCUUCAGUCCUCAACAGCGAUGGAGUCAUGGAUCCAAAUCUUACGCUAGCUCAUAUCACUCACAACACUGCCGUCAUUCUUCUGCAUCAAGGAAUUGCCUACCCUCCUGCUCAUUGGCAAGCUUGUCCAAUCAAACUCCCAUCCUCGUCGUCGGCAGAAACCUGCCUAGAAGCAGCCUCCGAAAUCGCAACUAUUGGUCAUCAAUUCUUGACCUUCUCGCCGAUAUUUACCAAUCCUCAAUUCUCAUUUUGUCUUUUUAUUGCCGGGAGAAUGCUUUUGGCUCAUGCGAGAUACAACGGAGUCUCUCUACCACCAGCUUUCGACACGUUAAUCGCUAGUCUACUGGAAAUUUCUCAACGUUGGACCGGAAGAAGCGAAACUCCCAGUCCACAAAAUGAAAAUCUUGCCUCCAGUUUUGCUAAGCGCCUUAUUGAGGCUCAGAACAACUCCGGCGCCGCUCCUCGGCCUAGCCUGGACAUCCGUCAGACCGCAUACUCGGACGAAUCGAAAGAGCAGCCACCUCAACAACCCACAUACAGAGCUUCACCAUCACAAGGCGCAUUAUUCCUUCCAAAAGCCGCAAAUGCAGUGUCUCCCGCAAGAUACAUGAGCAGAGAAGGAUUCCAGGAAACGUUUAGUCUUGACCCAUUUAGCCUGGCGUUUCCACCACUUCCACCAGCCUUUCGACAAGAUUUUCCUGUGUAUUCGAGAUCUGAUCCCAUGUCAGUCUAUGCACAGGCUGCUGGGAACCAAGUAUCAUCACCUAUGAUGAUAGGUCCAUCUCAUCAAAAUUUCAACAUGUGGCAAGGCUCUGGUGCACAUUUCGGGCAUGGCAUCGUCAGCCCUCAAGAGGACCUAUCUCAGGUCUUUAGCCUGACUCCCAGUCCAGGCCAAAGGAUUAGUCGCUAUGGUGGAGCACAAAUCGAGAGUCAAGUAGCGAACGCCAAAAGUCCCAAUAUCUGA
Penicillium daleae is the source of this 2448-nucleotide messenger RNA. RefSeq lists its product as uncharacterized. The transcript has 3 exons. The coding region runs from base 1 to 2448 and encodes 815 amino acids. Gene Ontology annotation, molecular function: zinc ion binding; DNA binding; DNA-binding transcription factor activity, RNA polymerase II-specific. The record is from RefSeq and is a predicted model, not a curated record. Lineage: Eukaryota; Fungi; Ascomycota; Eurotiomycetes; Eurotiales; Aspergillaceae. Gene Ontology annotation, biological process: DNA-templated transcription; regulation of DNA-templated transcription. Gene Ontology annotation, cellular component: nucleus.